CGGGGAGGCUCCCCGCGGCCCGGUGCCCCCCCGGCGGGCUGCAGCCCGGCCCCAGGGUUUCGGGUGGCGUCUACCGACCCGGCCGCCCCGCAGCGGUGCCGUCGCCUCGGCCUCCCUGGGCGCAGGCCCUUUGUGCCCGGCGCGGGCAAAGGGGAUCCCAAAAUUCCCACGGCGAAAGGGCAGAGCUUCCCCCUGCCCCCCCCCCCGUGCCAUCGGGGUGCCCGGGCGUGGGCUGCCCGCGGGGUUCGCCCCCCGCUUGCCCCCGCGCAGGGCUGGCGCUGCCGCCGGGCUGGUGGUCCCUGCGCCGGGGUCUGCCCGCUGUGCCUCUCCCCGCCGGCACGCUCACCUGCUUCUGGAAGGUACCGGGGCCGGAUGCUGAUCCGGUUUCUCUUGGCGCUGUCGCCGCGCGACGCCCUGAGCUAGCGGGAGCUGCCUGUGGUGUGUGCCAGACGCGGGCCCGGCCGCCCUGCCCGGGGCGAGAAGCCCUUUUCCCGGGGAGAGGGUGUACGUGAGCCGGUUCCCCGGCAGGCCUCGCUCUCACAGCCGAGGCGGAGGUUUGAAAAAAAAAAAGACGGAGAAAAUAAUUAAAUACUGUCUUGGCGCAGCCUCGGGGGAUGGCUGUUGCUUAAUCACAGCGAUUCGGGAUGGCGCUGGGGCCGAGCGGGGCUCUGCGGCGGAUGAGCCCCAGCACCCUGCCGCUCCCCCACGCAUCUGCGCUGGCUUUGUCUUGGGGGGGGGGGGGGGGUCAGGAUUGGACCAGCUGAUUUAAUUAGCAGAUGACUUUAUUUGAGCCGGAGGUGGCUCCUCGCCUAGUUGUUAGGCCGUGGGGUGCCUGUCGCCUCCGCCGUGGGGUCGCGGGUCGCCGCGGCCCCGGGGCCUUUUACUUUCGCGGGGAGCGUAGGAAAGGCGGCGGUGCCGGUGCCGGCGGCGGCAGCCAGAGCUGUUCCACGUCCUGCCCGAGCGCUUUCCCGGAUGAACCGCGUGUCCCACCCGGCGUUUGGGGUGAACUUGCUUUGCCUGGCGAGGUCUAGCCCGAAACCAGUCCUUGCUGGGGCUCGCGGUGUCUUUGUGCCGCCGCUGCCUUCGCACCGCAGCCCCGCGGGGCUCCGGCCAUCUCGGAGUGACACGUUGUGUCCCGUCCGUGUCCCUGCGGUCAGCGGUGCCGCUUCACCCGGCCGGGUCGCUUCCUCCUGAGCUGAGUUUUAGACUUUGGCUCCGUUUCCCAAGGGCCGCUGCGGCUGGCAGAUGCCCUGCGGCUCCGUUGUCCAGCAGGGACGCUCGGGAAGGGGCCUCGGAGGAGCCGUGGGAUCCAUGUGCGGAGCGGCUUUGCUGCCCUGCCCGGGUGCAGGGACGUCGGGAGGAUCCACCCUGCUCCGUCGCUCUCCGGCGUUCGGCUCCCGGCAGAUCCCGUCUCGGCGCUGCCCCUCCGGGCUGGAAGCUGGCGCUGGCCGUGUCCGCCCACCGCGGCCUGGCGCGUUGGGGGGGUUGAGCACGAGACACCUGGAGCCGGUUGAGCGGAAGCAUGAUGGAUCUACAGGGCGCGGUAGAAGUUUACGCUGCAGGGGUGGAUUUGGGGUGGGAAUGGGCCUUUUAUGGCGUUGGUGCAGCGCUUCCAGGACGGAGCUCCUGAAGAUGCUCUUGGAGAACGCGUCAAAAUGAACGAAAUGGCCCGAAGCGUUGGCCACGCGGCAGCACAGGCCCCGCGUGUUCCCUCCCGCCGGUCGCUCUGCCCAAGCCGCCCGGCCGCGAGGGAGGCAGCUCGGGGCUGGGGACCGCGGGUGCUCCGCCGCCGCCGAGGCCCUGCGUGACCCUGCGCUGUCACUUGGUGCCGUGCUCCCGGCCCGGAGGCAGCGCUUUUGCAAGGGCUGGCGAGCGGCGCUGCCUCCCGGGGCUCCGGGAUUCGGGGAGCGAAGGAGCAGGGACGCGGCCGGGCUGCUGGUGUCCCCUGAGCAGCAGCCGGCUGUAGCUCUGCAGUUAGGAUCCCUUGGUGCUGUCGCGUUUUGCAAUGCAAAUAGCUUUCUCUUCGCAUUGAGCCGUUCUCAUGCAAAUUCAUGGUUUUUGUACAUUUUUUUUUUCUUUUCCCCCUCUGGUUCCAGAUCUGGCGCAAUCGUUUUUACCUGCGCAAAGGCAGCGGGUGCAUCCCUGCCGCCCGAGGCCGCUGCAACCUCUUUGGCUCCUGUAGUGCCAGACACAAGCGAGGUUCAAGGGCCGGGUGGAAGGACGGGUUUUCGCGUAGCUGCGCACCGAACGGUGGGAGUCCUCGCCGGAGGAGGCCGGUGGGGAGCCAGUGGUCGGCAGGACCCGCAGAGGGCCUGGACGUUCCCGAGGAUAUUGUAACAAUCCCGAGCGACCGUAAUUAAAGCUGACAGCUUGGAAGGGAUAUUAAGGCGUCUGCAUCUGAGCUAACGCUGAGCAAUUUGAGAUCAGAAUGAGACCUCCCGGGGGAGCGGGAUUAACCCUCUCGGGCUUCCCGUGGGGCUCCUGCGCGUCCCUCUGGAGCGUCUGCUCUGGCCGCCGCCAGCCCCUGGGCUGAUGCACCAGCAGUCUCCAGCGCGGCAGCUCCCACUUUCCUCCUGGGAUCGCGGCAGCUCCGGAGCGUCGCGGUGCCGGCGCUGGGUCCGUUUCCCUUAAGCCUCGGGUAAAGCGUGCGGCGUCCCGGUGCGGGCUGGCGCCGGUGGCUCUCGCGGCCCAUCGCAGGAGGCUUCACCGUCGGAAGGAGCCCAGCGGCCUCCUCCCUGCCCGGCCUCCGCUCUCCCGGCAGCGUCCGAGGAGCGAGAGGGGCCGUGGGCUCGCGCGAAGCCUCCGCUCGGCACGCGGGGCUGGACGCGGCCCGGGGCGCGGGGAGGGAAACCCGUUUGUGCUUGCGCUUGUGGAGGGAGCGUGCAAACCCGGGGAGCUCGGCGCGUUUCCGCGGUGGCCUCCUUCCAGCUCCCUGGCAGACGGCGCGCGGCUGGCGUCGGGCGCCUCGGAUGGACGUGGCGAGGGGGCACGGCUUCGCUGGCGGCUCCCGCAGCCCUCGCCCGGCUCGGCUCGGCUCGGCGGGGGAGCGGGGCGUCGCGGCCGGCCGGCGAAGGCGCCUAUUGUGCCGAGGCAGCAGCGCGUGCUGGUGUGGCCGAGCAAGCAAACGCGCCCGGCGCGGUGCCUCGGGGCCGGGCAGGGCAGCCGGGGCUCUUCUCGGGGGCUCGCUGGGAGCGGACGGGCUGCGCCGACCCCGUGCCGGCGGGAUGCUCCCGGUGCCGCGCCGGGGCUCGAGGUGGGUUCCCCGCGCGGCUCUGCUGCUGCUGUUCCCGUUGGCUCCCCCAGCGGGAAGAGAGCUGUCGUCGGGGUGCGAAGGGUUGCGUUCACACCCCUUUUGUAACCACAUUAGAGCAUCGUGAUUUUAACUCUGGUAUCUAUUUAAUUGAUUUAGAUUUACAGAUGCUCUGGAAGGAGCACCGGUGGCACAAAGCACAGGUGCUGCCGCAGUGCCGGGGCGCGAUGCGGUUGCACGCGCUGCCGGCAAGGCGGCCGAUCCGGUCGGCCCUCCUUCCUUUCCAGGGAUGCGGCCCUGGCUCAGACACCUGCGCGGCAGUUUGCGGGACGCCGUGGGGUUUCCAGAGUGCUGCCGGCUGGUAACGCUUCUUUCCCUGCUAUCGUAGAGGCGCAGCCGUACAGUCAUGGGUCGCAGUCCCUCUGGGCGAGCUCCUGCGCUGGAGCAGGGGAUGCUCUCCGACCUGCUCCGGUGCAAAGGCCACCACUUUACUUCAAAUCAUCUUUGGCAGGAGCAAGGAGAAGGUCUGGUUUGGCUGCCAAGCUCUCUCGCUCUCGGUAAGGUCUGCCCUCUCCUUGCAGGGGGGAUUCUCCAGCAAACGUCCUGCCUGGCUCUUGCAAGCACAGAACUAACUUCAGUGCCGAGGCGAGGGGGCAGAAAGCCAGUCCGAUACGAUAUAGCUUUGCACGGCCCCGUCCCAGGAGCGCGCCGCGGGGCCUCGCUGGGUGAGCGGGGCAGUGGAUCUCCUCCUUGCGACUUUCCCCGGAGCUGUUUGAAAUGAGAAAGCUUCCUUGCAUAGAAACACUUGGAUCUUUUUUGAGCAUUUUAAUACAAACAGUAGUUAAUGGUUGAGGUGUGGAGAUGCAAAGCCUGGGAGAGAAAGUGGCGUCUUCUCUUCUGACCGCCCGCGCGACGUGGGCCCAGCAGCCCCGGUCGGGUUCCCUCCGCUUUGAACCCUGCAGUGUGCAUUAGCAUCAUCCCCAAAGCCUUCCAGUCUGGACUUGAAGACGUCGAGAGAUGGCAAAUCCUCCCCUCCCCUGGGGAGCUUGUUCUGGUGGUUAAUCACCUUGCUGUUGGAAAUCCCCCCCGCGGAGCCCCGGAGCAGCGGCCCGGCGCCUGAGCCGCCGCGGAUGCGGAUGCGGAGCCCUCCGCGGGCCCAGGAUGCCCCCAGCGCCUCGGUGACGGAUCGCCGGGGCCCAGUGCCCGUCUCCGUCCCCGCGGCGGGCGGACCGUUUUCUCCCGAGCCGAGCCCAGGCAGCCGAUCAAAAUAGAGUCGCUCAAGGCGACGGUCGACUUCUUGAAGGUGCCGCUGGGCCUGAGGAAGCCGGCGCCGAAGGAGGCCCCCGGGCCGCGGAUCCCCCCCCGCGGCACCGUGGAGCGGUACGCGGGCCGGCGCUCCGACAACAUGGACAAUGAGUCGCAGUACUCGGGAUACUCCUACAAGUCCGGGCACUCCCGCAGCUCCCGCAAGCACAGGGACCGUCGGGAUCGGCACCGCUCCAAAAGCCGGGAUGGGAGCCGCGGGGACAAGUCGGUGACCAUCCAAGCCCCGGGCGAGCCCUUGCUGGACAACGAGUCGACCCGGGGCGACGAGCGGGACGACAACUGGGGCGAGACCACCACGGUGGUGACGGGCACGUCGGAGCACAGCAUCUCGCACGAUGACAUCACGCGCAUCACCAAGGACAUGGAGGACAGCGCGCACCUGGACUGCUCCCGGCACCUGGGCGUCUCGCUGGCCGGGGCCCUGGCGCUGCUCUCCUUCCUCACCCCGCUCGCCUUCAUGCUGCUGCCCCAGCUGCUGUGGCGGGAGGACCUGGAGCCCUGCGGGACGCCCUGCGAGGGGCUCUUCAUCUCGGUGGCCUUCAAACUCCUCAUCCUCCUGCUGGGCAGCUGGGCGCUCUUCUUCCGGCGCCCCAAGGCCUUCUUCCCCCGCGUCUUCGUCUUCCGGGCGUUGCUCAUGGUGCUCGUCUUCCUCCUCGUCGUCUCCUACUGGCUCUUCUACGGCGUGCGCAUCCUGGACUCGCGGGACCGCAACUACCAGGGCGUCGUGCAGUACGCCGUGUCGCUGGUGGACGCGCUGCUCUUCGUGCACUACCUGGCCGUGGUGCUGCUGGAGCUGCGGCAGCUGCAGCCCCAGUUCACGCUCAAGGCCGUGCGCUCCACCGACGGCGCCAGCCGCUUCUACAACGUCGGCCACCUCAGCAUCCAGCGAGCAGCCGUGUGGAUCCUGGAGAAUUACUAUCACGAUUUCCCGGUCUACAAUCCUGCCCUGCUCAACCUGCCCAAAUCCGUCCUGUCCAAGAAGAUGUCCGGGUUCAAGGUCUAUUCCCUCGGCGAGGAAAACACCACCAACAACUCCACGGGCCAGUCGCGGGCCGUCAUCGCCGCGGCCGCCCGCCGGCGCGACAACAGCCACAACGAGUACUACUACGAGGAGGCCGAGCACGAGCGCAGGGUGCGGAAACGGCGCGCCAGGCUCGUGGUGGCCGUGGAAGAGGCCUUCACCCACAUCAAGCGGCUGCAGGAGGAGGACCAGAAGAACCCGCGGGAGAUCAUGGACCCGCGGGAGGCAGCCCAGGCGAUUUUUGCCUCCAUGGCGCGGGCCAUGCAGAAGUACCUGCGCACCACCAAGCAGCAGCCCUACCACACCAUGGAGAGCAUCCUGCAGCACCUCGAGUUCUGCAUCACCCACGACAUGACGCCCAAGGCGUUCCUUGAGAGGUACCUGAGUGCCGGGCCGACCAUCCAGUACCACAAGGACCGCUGGCUGGCCAAGCAGUGGACGCUGGUCAGCGAGGAGCCGGUGACGAACGGCCUGAAAGAUGGGGUGGUCUUCGUGCUGAAGCGCCAGGACUUCAGCCUCGUGGUGAGCACCAAGAAGAUCCCUUUCUUCAAGCUCUCGGAGGAGUUUGUGGACCCCAAGUCGCACAAGUUCGUCAUGAGGCUGCAGUCGGAGACCUCUGUGUGAACUGAAGAGGGAUGGAGAGGGGCUGGGGGUGACGCCCGCUCCCAAGGAUGGGCUUGCUGCAGCCGGGCCUCUCCGUCUCGUCCUCCCUGUCUCUGCCAGGGCUCGGGGAGGCCACCGCUCGAGGGCAGAACUGUGGCAGCCACCUGGAAGCAGUGCCUGUGUCUGGCCCCGUCACCCGCCUGUGACCACUCGCCCUCCAGCCCUCUGUCUCGGCCUGACCCGCGUUUGGGCGGGCUGAGCCCCCCCUUCCUCAUCCCCGUGCUCUCCAAAACCCAGGUCCUCGUAGCAAUCCCCCAGAAGGUGCAUCCAGCGAAGGACAGUGUCACGGCCGGAAAGGAGACCGCGAGUUUCGGUGCCGUAACUCAAGGGCUAACUCUCCAUUAGAUUUUCUUCACCAGCGUCCUCAAGUGCAGUUGGGUCUGAAGGACCUUCUACGCUUUCCUGUUUUCUACUUGGCAACUGUCCUGUCUCUGGCCUUAAAACAUCACCCGGUGUCUAGGGUUGGUUUUUGAUAAUAGAGACUUUUGGAGUAUUUUGCAAACACCUCUCCAGUCUGUGGCUGCUAUGAAAACCUCCCCGAGCGACCCAGGGGUGGGGAAGAAACUGAACCGGCGACGCUCCCGCGACAGCCUGGCUGUACAAACGUCCUCCUCGCGCCUCUGCCGAUGCUUUCCACACUCGGCUGUUAGCAAAAGCAAGAGAGAGACUGGUUUUUGAAAAAGAAGAAGUUUUUAAGUGACGGUUUUCCCUGCUGUGCGUGUGCUCUCCGAGGAGAUCUGUGUUUCUGUAAAUAGCAGCCCACCCCGAGCCAGUUCCUCCUCUCCCCCCCGGCUCCGCGUGUCUCUGCACGAGGUUCUUUGCACCAUUCCCGCAGCGUAAAGAGGCCUUAAAGUGGGUGUCUGACAUGUGCCAGCUGCCAGAAUGGUGUAAAUAUCAUCUCCGAGUAGAAGCAGAAGUCUGCUUUUCCUCCCUCGUUCCUAACGCCGAAAUGGCCGGUGAAAGCGAUGAAUUGCAGGAUGCGCGAGCAACAGCUCCCGAUGCGCCCGAGUGCCGGGGCUUUGCCGCGCCGGGGCUGCGGGCAUCGGGCCGGGAGGCAGCCGCGGUUCCUUUGCAGGGCGCGAGGGCAGACGGUGGCUCACGGAGCCCUCGGUUAACGCUCCCCGGCUCCGGUGCCGACGUGGUUGCGCCGUUACGGCCGUGUCUGCGUUAACGCUUCCCGCGUGAGUUGGGGAAGGGGGGACGGAGGUGCAGAGAGGUGACGAGGGCUGGUGUUGAGCACCUUAUCCCUGGGGGGGAAAUAGCCGUUUCCAGGGUGCUGGCACAAGGGAGAGCACCUCGGAGUCCCCUCGGCCGAAUUUGGGGCCCUCGCCUUCAGCAGCCUUCUCCCUGCCGAAGCCGAGCCGCUGCUGAGAGCCCACGCGGCGGCUGGUGGGACUCGGCGCUCCCCAAACAGCAUCCGACAGCACAAGGCAGCGGAGGAGCAGGCUCCCCGCAUCCCUGUCCCCCGUCCCCCAAACCCCCCCGGGGCGAGCGAUCCCGCAGUUCAUCCCUGCGGCAGCCGGCCGCCGCCGCGACCCUCUGCCUCCGCGCCGAGUCUCUGCGUGUGCGUGUUGUGGACUCGACCCCCCUGGUGAGAGUGGUGUUCUUGUGUUUUUGUCUGUAGCCAGGUUUUUCCCAGCGGGAUCUGCUUUCCCGGGUGGAUUCAGCCCCGGCUCUUCACAGUGCCGGGGCCGGCGGGAUGGAGCGAGGAUGCGAAGGGCCCGGCCGGGGGGCAGCUGGUGCGUCCGCUCCGCGUCGGGUUGCAGCCAGGUGGAUGCAAAAGCUUUUUGCCUUUCCUUGUUUCUCGUUAAGGUCACAAAUACCUCAUGGGGUCGGUUCGCUGGGGGAGGUGUCGGGGGGGAGCGCGGCCCCCGCGCGCCGUCGCUCUGCAGCCUCGGGGCCCUUCGCCUGCGGGACCGGCCGGAUCCCAUCACUGUGACUUGCCGGCUUGAAGUUUUCCCCUUAUUCUAAGCACUAAACUGCUCGAGGGUUGGGACUCCGGGGCGACGAGGGGGACCGACCCCGCUUUGCCCUGGGCGUCCCGGCUGCGGCUGCAUCUCCCGGGCUCAUACGGUUGCUCCGGUUUAGGUCGGUCCUGCCCGUUAGACCUGCUGUGGUCGGAUCCUCAGCCGUCCCCCUCGCCCCUCUGCCGCCUCCGGCACCUCUUUCCGGCCAGUUUACAGCGAUGCUCCCAACAAGCCGUCGGAUGCCAAAUGCUUUUCCUCCUGGGCUAAAACCCUCCAGCCGGGCACCAGGGCCGCCGCCACUUCCCUCCCCGCGCUGCGCCUUCGCCCCUCGGCUUCUCUUCUCGUUGCAUUUGCACAAUAUCCUGCUUUUCCUCCCCCUUUUCCCCCAGAUCUCUUGCCCGAAGUUGCGCACGUCCCCGACGGCCGCGGCGCGCUGCCCGCGGUGCGCGAGCGCCCGCUUCUGCCCCGUCCCGCAGGAGCUGGGGGCCGCCCAGUAGAUACCAGUAGCACAAAGCAGAGCCCGGCGGGUCCGUCCCCGCUGGUGCCGCCGCUCUGCUCACCAGUUCCCAGGAAACCUCCCUUUUCCAGGACCCCCCGUCCCGGGUUUCUGGGGUUUCUAAUCCCCCCCGGGGCCAGCGCGGGGCCCCCGCUCGCCCCGCCGGGCUGCGUCCCGCUCCGAGCCAGCUUCCAGUCGCGUUUACACCAGCACCGCGGUGCCGGAGUGACUCCGCUUGACGCCCCCCUGGGUGCAAAUCCUGCCCGGUUCCCCGGUGCCCCUGGGGGUGCUUUGCACCCCGAUGCGCCCGGACCCCCCACCCCCCCGCAGGGAGCAUCCCUGGUGUCUCCAGGGUCUUUUCCUGUCUUCCAGCCUCCGCCAAACCCGAGGAGCCGGCGUGGGGGGGUCCCGUGGGGGCCUCGGGGGCCUCGCGUUGCGGAGGGAGGCGCAGGCCGCGGAGACUGGGGGGGCCGGGGGGGUCAUCCCGCCCGGAGCGCGAGAAGAGCGAACCCUUCCCCUCCGUUUGUUUGGUUUCGUUUUCCUUUGCAGAGCCGAGACCUUGUGCAUGCGUGUAGAAAGUUGUAAAGUGUAAAAUUGUUUUUUAAUAUAUAAAAAGCUUGUUUUUACGGUUUGCAGUGGAUCGAAGCAGUACGGCAGUGUUAGGACGUUUUGUUUUUUUUUUUUUUUUUCCAUAGAGGAACUAAAAUUGUACAAAUUUUUUUUUAUAUAAAAUAAACACAUUUGACAUUUUU
Molecule: messenger RNA, 9475 nt
Organism: Dromaius novaehollandiae (emu)
Lineage: Eukaryota; Metazoa; Chordata; Aves; Casuariiformes; Dromaiidae
Gene: VANGL2
Product: VANGL planar cell polarity protein 2
Exons: 9
Coding region: 4656-6221 (521 amino acids)
Biological process (GO): multicellular organism development; establishment of planar polarity; Wnt signaling pathway, planar cell polarity pathway
Cellular component (GO): plasma membrane
Source: RefSeq, a predicted model, not a curated record